GUUGAUUGAGGCAGGACGCCUCCGGUGUUCAAGGUUUGUCCAAGCAUAAUGGAGUCAUCCCCGUCCGACGCUGCUGUGGCUUUCCAACGCGUGCUGAAUAACCAGGACACCCUUUCCGACGUGCUCAACUUCCUGACCGCGAAGGAGCUCGCGCCCACGCGCCGUGUCUGCUGCGCCAUGCUGCAGGUGGCCGACAGUCAGGUGCCGCAUCGGCUGGCGCAGAUACGGGCCAAACUGUCCGUGAAGACGUUGCCUGAGGCGAGCAUGGCGCUACACGCGCUACAUCUGGCCGAGGAGUACGCGAGGGGGAGCGAACUCCGCAACGCCAUCUCCAUGUACCUCGACCACAUUCGCGUUGAGGCAGCGAUGCGGGGCAAGCUCGACGAGUACCAGCCUCGCUGCGAUGCUAUCGAAGGUCAGUUUGAGCCGACAACGACGCGGGAGGAGUUUGAGCGCCUGCAGGCGGAGGCGAUUGCGGUGGAGCGCGAGAUCCACACGGACAUGGUCCACGGCCUCGCCAUUCUGACCCUCGGCCCCGGCCCCGGCACAAACGGCAAUGAGGACUUGCACGCUCAGCCCCCAGGCGAGGGGGGCGGGGGAUGCGUGAUUGCGUGAGGCGCGUGCGACGUGGACUGCGCCGGGGAUUGCCUAGUGACGCACCAAUAUGGGUGCUAGUAUGAGUCCGACUGCAGUUGUAGCGCGCUCUUGCGCAGGGGCGGUUAGUCAACCGCUAUACGUAAGGUACUGUGCUGUGUGAGGUGC
Emiliania huxleyi CCMP1516 is the source of this 762-nucleotide messenger RNA. RefSeq lists its product as hypothetical. Lineage: Eukaryota; Haptophyta; Isochrysidales; Noelaerhabdaceae. The transcript has a single exon. Bases 49 to 615 code for a protein of 188 amino acids. The record is from RefSeq and is a predicted model, not a curated record.